AUGAUGCAUGCAGAGUUACCAACAUUGGCAAGAGGAAUUUUUAAAGGCAGUUCGUCAGAAAGGUUUAAAAUAGUCAUAGAGGAGAUUACUACCACUAUCCCGUUCCGCAGCUUUUUCAGUAUGUCCACUAAGCUCAAGACAACAGAAAAUGAAACUAAGCAUACUAAGAAAGAUGGCAUAACUGACCCUCUUCUAACAACUACAGAAUCUUCCCCAUCUAAGAGAUUAACCAGAAAUGCUCAUAAUGAUGCUGUGUUAUCUGACAAAGAAAAGUUUUUAAAGAUGACAAGAGAAGAAAAAAGAAAACUUUACAAAUGUGGAAAGAAAUACAAACAGCUAAGUGACAUUCCAACAUGGCCAAAUUUCUACAAUGAUCACAAAGACAGGCUGCGAAAAUCAGUUUUAAAGAAGAAAUUACCUGUGAGGUAUAGUAUUAAUGAGGACAUAAAUCAGAGAGUUUCUAUUUGGAAAGGAGACAUUACUACCCUAGAAAUUGAUGCUAUUGCUAAUGCUGCCAAUGGCUCUCUCUUAGGAGGUGGUGGAGUUGAUGGUGCCAUUCAUUCUGCUGCUGGUAAGAAAUUGGUUGCUGAGUGUGCAACACUAAAUGGUUGUGAUACAGGGGAUGCCAAAAUUACAGCUGGUUAUAAGCUCCCAGCCAAAUAUGUGAUACAUACAGUGGGCCCCAUUGGUGAGAAGAAGGAUUUACUAUCUAGAGCAUAUUUAUCUGUCCUUAGUCGUCUAAAGGAAAACAAUCUGACCUCUGUGGCUAUCCCAUGCAUAUCUACAGGAAUAUAUGGAUACCCAAGUGAAAAGGCUGUACAUGUGGCACUGCAAACUGUCAGAGAUUUUCUUGAAAAUGAUGAAUACAAUCAAAAUAUUGCUCGAGUGAUUUUCUGUCUCUUUAUGCCAAAGGAUGUGGCUAUCUAUGAGGAGCAGAUGCAGGCUUAUUUUCCAGUUCCAGAUAUAGCUUGUACAGAUGACAAAAGAGACUUAAAAGUGGAAAAUUUAGAGGAUAAAAAGAAAAAAGACAAAAAAGAAGAUGGAAGGGAUGAAAAAAUGGAUACAGAGGGAGAAGAUGAAAAAGACAAAUCUGAAGAAGAAAGGAUGGAAACUGAAGAAAAAGAGGAAAAAACCAAAGACAAAGAGUUAAUAAAGGAUACCAAAGAUAAAACACCUAGUAAUAAAGAGGGGAAAAUGAACACUUCUGAAAAUAAUAAAAGUGGUACUAAUGACAAAGUUGACUCUGUUGAUAGAAGUGGUCAAUUUAAAGAAAAGAGUGGACAAAACAAACACAAAAUGACAGAAAUAAGUCAAGAUGAGAGAAAACGAGUUAAAGACAAGAAGACAGAUUUCUACUGCUGAAUCAAAACUUCAAAGACUGGAAAGUCAGAUGAUGAAAAACAGUGAUAUUCCAAAAAAAGUAAAGAUGAGAGUUGUCCAUUAUCUUACUCAGAGACAAGAAAGAAAUACAUUUGAUUCACAUCCACAAGUUAAAGAGCAAGCAAAAUUAUAGAGGAAAUCUUUAAUUUCUGUGUUAGUGAUUUAUCAGUAGACUUUAAGUGUUGCUGAUUUGUACUAUCAGGUCUAUUUAAUUUUAUACAAUGAAUUCUAUAAGGGCUUAAAAAUGAUUAUUAUAGUAAGUGUUCAGUUUUUCACAAUUUUCCUAGAAAUUUCUUGAUUUGUUAAAUCAGAAAAGAUUCAGUCACAACUGAAUUAAAAUUCAUGAAGGAUGGAUUAUUACAAAGUGAAUUUUGCUGAAGUUAUUAUUUUUGUACAUUGAAAAAAUAACUUCAUAUUACACUUAAGAUUUGAGUUUUGCCCUAUUAUUUAACCCACAUACGUGUGACUGUGUUAUAUUUUUCAUGGAGCCCUUUGCUGGAAAUUGUUUUGAUUUUUUUUUUUACACUGGACAGUUAAGCUAUG
This is a messenger RNA of Saccostrea echinata, 1923 nucleotides long. Its product is annotated as ADP-ribose glycohydrolase MACROD2-like. The record is from RefSeq and is a predicted model, not a curated record. Gene Ontology annotation, cellular component: nucleoplasm. The transcript has 10 exons. Gene Ontology annotation, biological process: DNA damage response; purine nucleoside metabolic process; peptidyl-glutamate ADP-deribosylation. The coding region runs from base 1 to 1362 and encodes 453 amino acids. Gene Ontology annotation, molecular function: ADP-ribosylglutamate-[protein] hydrolase activity. Lineage: Eukaryota; Metazoa; Mollusca; Bivalvia; Ostreida; Ostreidae.